GUCGGGCUUUAAUGGACAGAUACAGGCAGCAAUGAAAUAGCCUUCUAACAUAAAAAUGAAUAUCAGACAGUGUGCAAAUUAAAUUUAGCCUUGUUCAGUAUAUAUGUAGGUCAGCCUCAAUAUUGGUCACUAUCUAUAAAAUGUCUCAGUAUUCUCUUAACUGACGUUACGGAAUUGAGCUAUGAUUGAAUGUAGCGCGUUGAACUUGAUUGGCGCAUUCAUCUUGGUGCACGCCCUCUGUUACGAACCGACUUUGAACGACGUUUAAAUUGCGUGGGCGUUGACGUAAAAGGCGGUUUGAGUGAACCGGUUUGAAACCUGUGGAGAGCAGGACAUAAAGAGGAAAGUUGGUGACAUGACUGAGACGCACCAUUCGGAGCAACUUCGCGGAGAUGAUGUGUUUGCCAACAGCAGCAACGAAACAGUUGUAGAAAAUGUUGAUUAUUCGUUAGUAUUGAAAGAAGCUGGAGAGUUCCUGAAUACCCUAUGUACUGGUGAUGCAUGCAGAAAUUCGUUUCCUGUUGCUAGCCCAGUGAAAGAUGAAACCGGCAAAGUGGAGUUAGAAACACACAACAGUUCAGUGAAUAGAUCGUUGUUUCCAGAUUACGAGGGCCAGGUGGAUGUUAGCUUUACUGUUAAUCAACUUAUUGUACAUUCAUCAAAUCUACCUCGUCGUUUGUUUUGUCCAUUCUGUACACAGCAUUACGGCUUUGAAUUCCUAUUGAAAGAACAUAUAAAAAAAUUUCAUACUUUGGAAAUUGAAACUUUUGUUAUUAAUAGCAAGAACUUACAGUUCCAUCCAUGUCCGAUCUGCCAGGCAAAGUUCUACCUUACAGAUUUACUGAUGAAACACGUUAUGUAUAGACAUCAGGAAUGUGUUUUAAACAUACUUAGGGAAGCUAGUCCUAAUCAGUAUGUUAACUGCAGAUUUUGCCCGUUUAGAGUGUGGAAAAAGCAGGAGAAAGAACUGCUUAUUCACGUCGAAAACAAGCACCUUAAAAGCUUUGAAACAAUGUUUAUAGAAAAAUAUUCAGACACUUUAGAUCCUGAAAAUGAUUGUGACGAAAGUACUGCUAAAGAAAUUUUUUACUAUCCUAAGGCGAGACCUCCACCUACUACAUUGCUAAUGGAUUCCCCAUUUGAACACCAACAGGCAAAGAAUGGUGUUCAGAAAUCAAUUUUGAAGAACAGGCUAACUUGUGAAGAAGGCGAUCAUUUGAAGAAAGGAACAGAUGUUCAAUAUUUUACUGCAAGAAGUGAAGCAGUGAAACGUAGACUGCAUUAUGAAAUAGAUUCAGAUGCUAAGAGAGAAAGCAAUGAUACCUGUGCUAUAAAAUCAAUAUUAGUUGGUCAUCCACAAAAAAGAUCAAGGUGGAAAGCUUUAUUUAAGAAGAUGAGGAGACCUCGCAGUAUUCCAAAACGGUGUUUUGUUACAAGCACACCGUAUGCCAACAGUGCAAGAAACCAGAGGAAUUUUUUUGUAGAUGGAGAAAGUGAGGCACAUUGUGUAUAUUCCAGUGCCACGAGUCCUGUAAAAAGAGUUAAAUUUAGUCUUAUGGAAACAGAUAAAAAUUUGAAUGAGGAACACGGAAUUUUAUUAAACACUUCCAAGAAACUUCAGUCUAGUAAUGAAAUAGAACCCAUUCUAAAGCAGUUCAAGUGUGCACUUUGUUUGCAAGCAUUUAUCAGUAACAAUGAGUUAUUAAAUCAUACAAGACAUAAACACAGUGGACCCUUUAAUUUAUUGCGGCCACGCUAUAGAUGUGGAGAAUGUGAGGCAAAAUUUUACAAAAACAGCUACUUAUUGCGGCAUUGCAAAUUUCAUCAUACUCCCUUAUGUCUGAGAAACAGAAAACAUUAAUGAACUUCAGCCACAAAAAUAGAUAGAUCCUAUGCAUGUUACUAAACAUAAAACUGCCUGUUUGAGAAAGGCUUUCUAUUAAUUUUCUGUCUUAUUUGUUAGCAAUACAUAUAAAUAAUAUUGUAAUUGGACUGUGAAAAUAUUAUGUGCUAUUAGAGGUCUUUAUGUACCAUAUAAGCUGAUUCUCCUGUAGUGUCUCUCUCACUCUCUACUCACUCCCUUUGAUACUUCGGAAUUGUCUGUUUCUGGUAACAUAUUACCAUAUUCUCACCAACACAUAUACAUUCUCUGCUGUCCACCUUUCCAUCAGCCUUUCUUAUUCUUUACCCACUUUUUUAAAUUUUGAGUUGUGUCGUAUUUUCAUCUAGUGAUCAUUACCAUAUUCAAACAUCUGAGUAUAUUUUGCAUACCAUUAAAAAUCUUCACCCGGUCAGCACUUCUCUUUUGUAGGUUUGCUAUGGAUCUUUUAUUACCACUGUGGAAUUGGUGUCCACCAAUGAAAACAGUGGGAGGGCCACCUAAAGAGUAGAUUGAGAGUGAACUGUAUUAUUUUUCCCCUGUAAUGUUGGCUGACUGGCUGCACAUAAUUAUCAUAACUAUACAGUUGUAAUCUGUUGAAAAUAUUCAUGUUAGCCCACAUAUUAUUGAGGAAAGAACAAAUUUACUGUCAGCAGCAUGUCGAUACAGUAAUUUUUAAAAUGUGUGUGUUCUUGUUUUCUAAUCAGUAAUAACUUUUUGGUUACAUUUGAUUUUAAAGUGUUGUCUGAAACUAUUCUAGAUCUGAAUGAGUGAAUUACACACAGAUGUUCAUCAUUGUUGCAGAUUUUUAGUUUGGUAUGUGAUUAAAUUAGCAUCACAUUUUGAAUCCAUGUGGAAGGACAAUAAGACAUUCAGUGGAGAUUUAUGGUGUGCUAAGGAAAAGUUUGUGAAAACUUAAAUUUAUUUCUAGUGUUGGAAUUCCUAUUACAGAUUAGAUUCUUUCUUUUAACUUUGGCACUGGAGAAUCCAAAAAGGAAUAUAAAUACCUGUGUUGUGACAAGUGCGUGAUCCCUCAUUAAAUAGGGAAAGUUGUGAGCAACAAGCAAGGAUGUAAAUGAAGUUGUAUGAUCAAUUUUUUUGUUUUCAUUGUUAAUUUUUUACCUCUGUGUGGAAUAUGCCUAUCUGUUCAUCAGUUAUUUGUUUGUUAUUCUGAGUAUGCAUAUUCCAUUAACAGUUAUUUGUUUGCUAUUUUGAAACAAUGAGCAUUUGUUAUUGCAACUAAAUGCACUGCAGUUAAAUAUUUUUAUCAAAGACAAAAGUUUAUUUCUGUUGUUAUCCAUAAAUAAUUGUUAAUAGUUAAAUAAAUUGCAUGCAUGUUUUGCAGGCAUCGUAGUUUGUGCAUUAGUUGAAAUUGUAAAUGUGGGAGUAGCUGAAGAAUAUUUUCAGGUGUAAAUGUUUAUUUCUGAGAUUUUAAGUUAGAAUAUAUUACAAUUUUUGUAAUGUUAUAUAUAUAUUUUUUUUACAUGUCUGUGAGUUGCAGUGAAUGGAGAAAGUAUAAAUUAUCUCUAAAAUAUUUGUAUAUAGGUUUGACUGCUGAAGAGGAUGUUUUAACCAUGGAUGCUAUUGAGACAGGCAUUUACCAAUGAAACGGAUAAAUGUGAAGAGAAUUAUAGAAGAAAGGAAUUCUUCUAGUCAUUCUAAAAAAUAAUUUCAGUAGCUUUAAGAUUUGUUAUACUUCAUAUAAAAGAUAUACUAGUGAAAGGUCAUAAAUGACACCACAGAUUCAUGUAUAGUUACCGAACAAGAUUAAAAUCAUUUUAACACACUUA
Schistocerca serialis cubense is the source of this 3669-nucleotide messenger RNA. RefSeq lists its product as uncharacterized. Gene Ontology annotation, biological process: regulation of transcription by RNA polymerase II. The transcript is spliced from 3 exons. Gene Ontology annotation, cellular component: chromosome. Gene Ontology annotation, molecular function: chromatin insulator sequence binding. The record is from RefSeq and is a predicted model, not a curated record. NCBI's taxonomy places the organism in Eukaryota, Metazoa, Arthropoda, Insecta, Orthoptera, Acrididae. Bases 356 to 1861 code for a protein of 501 amino acids.